This is a messenger RNA of Myripristis murdjan (pinecone soldierfish), 810 nucleotides long. RefSeq names its product NK1 transcription factor related 2-like,a (gene nkx1-2a). NCBI's taxonomy places the organism in Eukaryota, Metazoa, Chordata, Actinopteri, Holocentriformes, Holocentridae. The record is from RefSeq and is a predicted model, not a curated record. The transcript has 2 exons. Gene Ontology annotation, biological process: regulation of transcription by RNA polymerase II; cell differentiation. Gene Ontology annotation, cellular component: nucleus. Gene Ontology annotation, molecular function: DNA-binding transcription factor activity, RNA polymerase II-specific; RNA polymerase II cis-regulatory region sequence-specific DNA binding. The coding region runs from base 1 to 810 and encodes 269 amino acids.
AUGCUGGACCCCAAGGACUCUGGAGUGACAAUGACGUCUAGUCAUAAGAUUUCCUUUUCCAUAAUCGACAUAUUGGAUCCAAACAAAUUCAACAGCAAGAGGGUGAAUGAACUUUCCGUCGCCAAGGAGAAGUUUCCUGCGCCAAAUGCAGAAGGAGCAAGUUUGGACUCGGACACCAACACGGGAGGAGAGCUCGGAGUUGAGCGCACGAAAGGAGCCGGCACAGGUGAUGAGCAGGCUGCUGCAGUAGUUACAGACCCAUUUCUGCUGUCCUCGCCGGCUGAAGCGGAGCCCUGCCUCACCAGGGACCAGGACGAGGGGGACGGAGAGUCAGCGGUCACCCGGGACGCAUCACCCCACAAGCGGCGCCGGUCAGACCAGGCCUGCGCCAAACCGCGACGAGCCAGGACAGCGUUCACCUACGAGCAACUCGUGGCCCUGGAAAACAAGUUCCGUGCAACUCGGUACCUGUCCGUGUGUGAAAGACUGAACCUGGCCCUGUCCUUAAGUCUGACCGAAACCCAGGUGAAAAUUUGGUUCCAAAACAGGAGAACAAAGUGGAAAAAGCAGAACCCCGGCGCAGACAGCACCCUGCAGCCGGGCUCCAGCUCCCUGGUCAGCGUCAACCCCAGUCCGUCCACUUGUGGCUCCGGUUCCGCCACUUUCCACCAAACUUUCCCGUCCUUCAGCUCUGGGAAUAUGAUCUUUCACACCGCCGGUGCUGUUCCCCUUCCAUCCACUGGAGGGCUCUUGCAUCCUUUCAUGUCCAACGGCUUCAUGCAGCCCUCCUACUUCACUCCACAUUUAUGA